This is a messenger RNA of Entrophospora sp. SA101, 621 nucleotides long. The record is from the annotation of a GenBank genome assembly. NCBI's taxonomy places the organism in Eukaryota, Fungi, Glomeromycota, Glomeromycetes, Entrophosporales, Entrophosporaceae.
AUGACAACAUGCAAAAAAGCAGAUGGUAAAGAGAAUAUUGAACAAAAAGAAUGUGAAGAUUUUGAAACUGAAAAGCAAGAUGUUCUUCAUGAAGUGUUUGAUAAAAUUGAUUAUAUUACUGCUGAAAUUCAUAAGCAGCUUAGUGUCAUGUCAGACAAGAUAUUGAUAGCUAAAAAUUCCAAUGAGAACCUUUCUGUAAACAAAGAGAUUACGAAGAAAGCAUGCAGCUCAAAUAAAGAACACAAUUUGUUAAAAGAAAGUCAUGAUAGUUUACACGAAAGUCCCAAAAAACUAGAAAACUAUGGCAACAUGCAAAGAACAGAAGAUGGUAAAGAGAAUGUUGAACAAAAAGAAUAUGAAGAUUUUGAAACUGAAAAGACGAUAUGUGUUAAGAACAUUUUUGAAGAAACAAUGUUAUCAUCUGAUGCUGAAAAGGCCCUUACAGAAUUUUUUUUCAACCAUUUUCCUGGAACAAAGAUCAUGAACUUACGUCCAAAAUCCAACUUUUCACUUCUUCUUGAUUUAUCUUUGCAGCAAGAUGUUCUUCAUGAAGUGUUUGAUAAAAUUGAUUAUAUUACUGCUGAAAUUCAUAGUUUACAUUGUCGAACUCUUCAACAAUGA